Sebastes umbrosus (honeycomb rockfish) is the source of this 3823-nucleotide messenger RNA. It is a transcript of the gene cracdla, whose product is annotated as cracd like a. NCBI's taxonomy places the organism in Eukaryota, Metazoa, Chordata, Actinopteri, Perciformes, Sebastidae. The record is from RefSeq and is a predicted model, not a curated record. Bases 445 to 3600 code for a protein of 1051 amino acids. The transcript has 10 exons.
UUUCCAACUGGAGCUUUAUUUUUUUUCCCUCUACUCUCAUUUCUGGGCCUAAAAUCAGGUUAGCGUUUUAUAAGGAGCUUAGCGCAGAGGGCCACAGUGUGCCACUAAUGUAAUAGAGUAUCUCUCUCUCUCUCUCUCUCUCUCUCUCUCUCUCUCUCUCUCUCUCUCUCUCUCUCUCUCUCUCUUAUUCUCUUCUGUCCUCUUUUCUCUUUGUGCAUUUGCUUACCCUGUCAUGGAGUGUCCCUCUCUCUGCCUGUUUUUCUCUGUCCUUCCUCUUCCCUCGCUCCCUUCUUCCCUCUGCAUCUCCCUCCGCCUGCAGAUGUGGACGACGCAAGCCUGAGGUUUAAACAUCAGGACAGUGACACAGCCUGAGACGAGGCAACUCGGCCCAGAGAGGACAAGAAGCAGAGGUGCUGCUAUUACACGUAGUGGCGAUCAGACCCGAUGGAGUAUUUCUCUGGAGAUACAGGAGAAAGCACUGAGGACAUUCCAGGACGUAAAAAGUCCAAACUCAAGGUUCUGAAGAGUCGUCUCUUCGGUAGGAGUAAGAGAGGAGGUGGAGAGGGAGACGCCAAACUCAGCCAGUCAGUCAGCGACAUCACUGCAGGAAAGGGACUCGGAUCCGAUGAAGAUUUGGCAUGCUCCCAGGGGAUAAUGGGAUCACGGGCUUUUUCCCAUGAAAGCAUCUUUCUGGAUGAUGAGGUCCUGACAGACGCCGAACCAGCCAGGGUCUUAUCCCAGGAGAAUGUCCACAGCAAAAUCAAAGCUCUGCAGAUUAAGCUGCAGCAGCAGAAGAUGCAUUUGGGGCCGCCGCCUCUGGUUCUGCCAGUCAGACGUCCAGAGGAUCUGGGGAGCCGCUCGGAGGAUGAUCUGAGAUGUCCCCCUGAGAUCUCAGGAGCCCUAAGCAAGACCACGUCCCAGCCAUCCUCUCGUCCACUCUCACCCAUCCCCAAACCAGCAUCUACCAAAUCACCCCUCCCUUUGCCUCUUACCGUCCCCUCCAAUUCCUCUUCUUCUGUCGUUGAGCCCCCGUUGGACUUCAGCUCUCCGGCCCAGUUCACCCCCUGCCUCGAUACGUCUGCUGCACGCCACCGGAUGGCUGUCAAGCCCAGAAAACAGAGGGCCAGCACCAAGAAGACACUCGCUUCAAAUGACUUUAAGUCUGACUUACACACCCUAAACAACAUCAACCACCCCGAGUCUGUGAGAGAAGAAGAGCAGCGGCUUAGUUCUCAAGAGGAGGUGACACUGGAAAUAGAACAAGGAGGGGCUUUCGUUCCUAUUACAUCUCAGCAUCUUCCUUCAAAAUCCCCAGAGGAGGCACCAAUCACAUCAUACAGCCUCGCUGUUUCUCAACAGGACCAAGCUCUUCUUGGGAGCGUGCCCUCUGCACCCUCCCAGGUACUUAGAGUUAAGCCUCACAGACCAGCGGACAUAACGCCCAUGGAACGGCCACACUCAUCCUAUAUACAGUCAGAACUGAAGGACAACAGAGACAGGGAUCCUGAGAUACAAGUAAUGUCCCAUGACAAGAGAAAUACUCUGAACAAGGCUGGAAUGUCGGAGGAGACUUCAGUCUCCACUAACUUCCCGUCUUCCUUUGUUCACCAGCAGAUUCAAGGCGAGACAGAAAGCACAAGAGGAUUAAAGAGACCCACCACAGGGUCUGGGUCCUUCCAUUUGUCCAUCGCCAAGAACCGGGAUGCAGGAAGGCCCCGAUCGGGCAGUUUUGUGGGAGAGCUGGAACCCACUGAAUCCAGGCACAAGACAGGAACGGAGGAUAAACCCUUUUCAAGCAUGAGGGAAAAGGAAGAACUGAGAGGGGCGCCCUUUGCUGUGGGAAGACUUAGACAAGAGGGAGCUCCACACAAGAGCUCAGUUCUGUGGGACAGGAGGGACAGUCUCAAAAAGGUGGAAUCAGUGACACCAUGUCAAAAUGUGACCGCAGAUACAGGUGGUGAGACAGAGGUGGUGGAGUUGGAGAGCAGCCAGGAGGUGGUGGAGGAGGCGGCGGAAGCACAGGAGGUCGAGGAGGAUGAAGGAAAGACGGCGUUUGGGGUUAAACUGCGCUCCACAUCCCUGGCGACGAAAUUUCGCUCUGAUACCGCUUCUAAUCAUAACUCAAAGCCACCGGAGUUUGAGGAGCAAUGUGACAAACUAAAAAGACAGGAAAUAAGAGACCUCCGACCAGCAGAUCCAACCCUGUCUGGCUUCUCCCUUCCAGUGAAGCAUAACCCGCCAUCUACUGGCAAUCCUCCCAUCAUGGCGACAGAAGUGCAAACAACCUCCUCUAACCUCAAAGAAGUUGAAUCUGUCGUCGAAGCGCCCCAGGAGCCCCAGCCCGCCCCCCAAGCGGCCUCUUCCGAGGUGUCCUGGAUGAGCUUGGCAAUGGAAAAGACCAGAAGCCUCCAGCAGCUUUUUACUAGUAGAUUUCCAAGAGAUUUUACAGGCGUGCAGACAGCGGCUCGACCACAAGCGCAAGAGACACCGACUGGACCCCAAGUGCAGACACAGACUGUAAAAAUGCAACAAAGUACAACACCACUGGAGGCUGCAAAUCAACCGCCAACUGAUGCAGUCAAAGCAGAAGCAGUGCAGAGUAGAAGCCAAGCACAGACUGUCAAACCGUCACUACUGGCAGUGCAACAGAAGACGUCUCCUGUUCUGUCAAACACCUCCAGAGAACCUCCAAAAACAUUAAAACAAACCUGUGAACCUCAAUCUGCCUCACAGUCUCAUCCGGCUGUGCAGACAAAUCCAUGGACAACCCAGUCUCCCUUGCACUCCUCUACACAAACAGAGACCUCAUCUCAGUUUGCACAAGGGAGUGCCACACAGUCUCUUGCACAAAUUUACCUUUCCUCGGGCCAGCAGCAGCAGCAGCAGCAGCAACAGCAGCCGCAGCAACAACAGCAGCAGCAGCAGCAGCAGCAGCAGCAGCAGCAACAGCAGCCGCAGCAACAACAGCAGCAGCAGCAGCAGCAGCAGCAACAGCAACAGCAGCAGCAGCAGCAGCAGCAGCAGCAGCAGCAGCAACCACCUCCCUGGAGCAAUCGAGGUCUUCAGCCCACCAACCAGCUCAAAUCAACAACCUCAGUUUCCACCACCUCGUCAGCUUCUGCACCUCCUCCAUCAGUUUCUGCCCCGGGAAGAGGGGAAAGAGAAGCCACCGUGCAGGAAAAAGAGGGUGCGUCGCUGCCAGGAAGACGGGCAGUUUGGGCCGGGUCAGUGAGCGAGAGGGCGGCUUUUUUGGAGAAACGGGCUGAGUGGACCACUCCACCUGGAACCAAGGGGGUGGAGUGGAAGAAAGCUCAAACAGAGGAGCAGACAUCAGGUGAAUCCCCUGCCCCAGUCAAACCCACGCCCCUGAGCAAAGACAUAAAACCAGAGGGAAGACAAGGGGUCAAAUUUGCAGAGUCAAGUCCAGAAAUGCCUCGUGAGGAUAAAUGGCUGCGGAAAAAUGUGGCGUCGUCUUCAUCGCCCUCGUCGUCACCCACAAUGCAAUCAGCGUUGCAGUCCAUGACUGACAGUAGCCAGCCGUCCUGGAUGGAGCUGGCAAAAAGGAAGUCAAUGGCCUGGAGUGAUAAGUCCAUGGACUGAGAGGGGAAACACACAGAUGGAUAUUGUUCUAGAGACAACAGUAUGAACAGACCUGCAGAUAAAUGAUGUUGAAUUUUUGUUGAGUCAGAAAGAUGUUGAUUCAGCUCCGUUGAGGCUGUUGUGUUUGUGUAUGGAAUUUUAUUCAAUUAAUUGUUAAUGUUAUAUUGAAACACAGACAGAGAGUAUAUAUUGAAAAGUUUAUUAUAAUCCCUCUCCACCACAA